Messenger RNA from Naumovozyma castellii, 573 nucleotides. RefSeq names its product U2-type spliceosomal complex subunit CWC15 (gene CWC15). The coding region runs from base 1 to 573 and encodes 190 amino acids. The transcript has a single exon. Lineage: Eukaryota; Fungi; Ascomycota; Saccharomycetes; Saccharomycetales; Saccharomycetaceae. The record is from RefSeq and is a predicted model, not a curated record.
AUGACUACUUCCCAUAGACCACAACUGGAGGCCAGAAAUGGUGGAAAGAGCGCCGCCUAUACGCCAACUUCUAUCCAACAUGCUCGACUACUUCCUGGCCAUAAUAAGCUGAAAUUACGUUCGAAAACGAAGGGUAGAUCUAAAAAUGCUUCACCUUCAAAGUUAAAUACAGAAAUUGAUGAUGAUAAGAAUGCAGGACGUAACUUUUUGGAACUCCCUGAUAAAGAAACGGCUAAAGGUACAUCUGUAAGUACUGAAGAUGAAUCAUCUGAGGAUGAGGAUGAGGAGGAAGAUGAGGAGGAGGAGGAAGAGCUAAGAAAUGAGCUUUACAAAAUAAGACAAGAGAGAGAACAAAAGGAAAAAAUGCUGAAACAAAACUUUAUAAAGAAGGAGGAAGAAGGAAUUGACGAGUCGAUCUUGUCUAUACCGAAAGGCAAGAAGUCUUGGAGAGAUAAUUCAACGUUUUCAAGACAUAAAGUCUCAAAGAAAAGUUCCAACAAAAAUACAGAAUAUAUCAACAAUAUGGGGAAAUCCAAGUACCAUCAAGACUUUCUUCGCAAGUUUGUCAGAUGA